Molecule: messenger RNA, 3654 nt
Organism: Naumovozyma dairenensis CBS 421
Lineage: Eukaryota; Fungi; Ascomycota; Saccharomycetes; Saccharomycetales; Saccharomycetaceae
Gene: VIP1
Product: inositol polyphosphate kinase VIP1
Exons: 1
Coding region: 1-3654 (1217 amino acids)
Biological process (GO): inositol metabolic process; inositol phosphate biosynthetic process
Cellular component (GO): cytosol
Molecular function (GO): diphosphoinositol pentakisphosphate kinase activity; 5-diphosphoinositol pentakisphosphate 1-kinase activity; inositol hexakisphosphate kinase activity
Source: RefSeq, a predicted model, not a curated record
AUGACUGAAAAAGCCAAGCCUGGUACCCCCUCUGCAGUUUCAAAUGGGCCCAGAAACAUCAUCAUUGAACCAACAAACAACCAUCUCGAGGAAGACCCUAUUACUGUUACUUCUGCCGUAUCACCUUUAUUUUUGAAUAAAAGUACAAAAAAGGCUAUGGAAUCCAUUGCUCCUAUUUUAGAAGGAUUCAGUCCCAAGACUUCUGCAAGUGAAAAUACUUCUUUGAAAUUACCUCCAGCUGGAACACCAACAACAUCAGAAUGUAUGGACGAUAUAGAUGUAGAUACAACUUUACAAAGAACAUUGAGUACAUCAUCUCAAAAGGAUUCUUCUUUUAUCGAAUCUAAUCCAAAUUCAUUAUCUCCUUCAGAACUAUUGAAUUUACUCGAUACUAAGAAUCAAAAUGAUCAACCGGGGAAAUUAGAUUCUAUACUAGACCAAACAGAGAGCAAUAACAACGAGAUUGCUGUGAUCGACUCCAAUGAACCGAUAUCCACACUAUCCCCUCAUUCAAAACCUACGACCACAACCGAGAACGCAGCAACAUCUGUAUCAUCCACUUCAUCAUCAAGGAAAUCCUCCACCACACAAUUGAAAAAACCUUCAUUACCCAAAAUUGGUAAAAUUGGUGUAUGCGCUAUGGACGCCAAAGUCCUCUCCAAACCGAUGCGUCAUAUCUUAAAUCGUCUCAUUGAAAAUGAUGAAUUCGAUACAAUAAUCUUCGGUGACAAAGUUAUCCUUGAUGAAACCAUUGAAAAUUGGCCCACCUGUGAUUUCCUCAUUUCAUUCUUUUCCGCAGGGUUCCCCUUAAAUAAAGCUAUCAAUUAUGUCAAAUUAAGGAAACCUUUCAUUAUUAACGAUUUGCUUAUGCAGAAAGUUUUAUGGGAUAGAAGAUUAUGUUUACAAAUCUUGCAAAAUUCAAAAGUGCCUACCCCUGCAAGAUUGGAGAUUAGUAGAGAUGGUGGACCAAGAGCAGAUAAGGAACUUAGAGCGAAAUUAGCUGAAAUGGGGGUCGAUAUCAAACCUGUUAAGGAACCCGAUUGGGAAAUGAUAGAUGAGGAUACGUUGAGAGUCGAUGAUAAGAUUAUGAAAAAACCAUUCGUGGAGAAACCUGUGGAUGGUGAAGAUCAUAAUAUUUAUAUUUAUUAUCAUUCUAAAAAUGGUGGUGGUGGUCGUAGAUUGUUUCGUAAAGUUGGAAAUAAAUCUUCAGAAUUUGAUCCUAAUUUGUCAACACCACGAUUGGAAGGUUCGUAUAUUUAUGAAGAGUUUAUGGAUACAGAUAAUUUUGAGGAUGUUAAGGCAUAUACCAUUGGUGAAACUUUUUGUCAUGCUGAAACUAGGAAAUCUCCCGUCGUAGAUGGGAUUGUUAGAAGAAAUACUCAUGGGAAAGAGGUUAGAUAUGUGACAGAAUUAUCUAAAGAGGAACAAGAUAUUGCUAGACGUGUCUGUACAGCGUUCCAACAAAUGAUUUGUGGGUUUGAUUUAUUAAGAGUCGCGGGGAAAAGUUAUGUUAUUGAUGUCAAUGGAUUCUCAUUCGUUAAAGAUAAUCAAGUUUAUUAUGAUUCAUGUGCAAGAAUCUUGAGGGAAACUUUUAUUCAAGCUAAAAAGAAGAUGGAUAUUGAGAAAAGGAAUUUACCUGUUAUUAGAGAGGAGAAAAGUCAAAAAUGGGUAUUUAAAGGUCUUGUUACGAUUAUUAGACAUGCUGAUAGAACUCCAAAGCAAAAAUUUAAACAUUCAUUCACUUCACCAAUUUUUAUAUCCUUGUUAAAGGGCCAUAAAGAAGAAGUUGUCAUUAGAAAUAUUAAUGAUUUGAAAAUUGUUUUACAAGCUUUACAAAUUGCCAUCGAGGAAAAAGCUGAAGACAUUACGAAAUUAAAGAUUUUAUCUAAUGCAUUAGAGAAAAAACUAAAUUUCCCCGGAACCAAAAUUCAAUUAAAACCAGUUAUGAAUGGUGAGAAUGAAGUCAUCAAAGUUCAAUUUAUUUUGAAAUGGGGUGGUGAACCAACUCAUUCUGCCUUGUACCAGGCGACAGAAUUAGGUGAACAAAUGAGACAAGAUUUUGAUUUAUUAAAUAAAAGUAUCUUGCAAAAUAUUACCAUCUUUUCCUCAUCUGAAAGAAGAGUUCUUUUAUCAGCUCAAUUUUGGGCAAUGGCAUUAUUUGGUGCAGAUGAAUUGGGGAAUGAUGAAAUUCGUAUACGGAAAGAUUUAUUAGAUGAUAGUAAUGCUGCGAAAGAUUUAAUGGAUAAAGUUAAAAAGCAAUUGAAACCAUUAUUAAGAGAAGGUAAAAAGGCACCAGAUCAAUUUGCAUGGCCAGGUAAGAUGCCAGAACCAUAUUUAGUUAUUAAACGUGUUGUUGAAUUGAUGAAUUAUCAUAAAAAGAUUAUGGAUCAUAAUUUUGCUACGAAAAAUGUUUCAGAGAUGCAAACACGUUGGUGUUGUGGUGAAGAUCCAAGUUUAUUUAAAGAAAGAUGGGAUAAAUUAUUUAAAGAAUUUGUUACUGUUGAAAAAGCUGAUCCAUCAAAGAUAUCUGAAUUAUAUGAUACAAUGAAAUAUGAUGCCCUACAUAAUAGACAAUUUUUGGAAAAUAUAUUUGAUCCUGGCGAAUCGAAUGAAUUAAUAGGAGAAGAAAUGAGUAAAAGAUCAUUGGUGGAUCGUUAUCCGUAUCAAUAUUUAGCCAAAAAUAAUUUCAAAAUUAUUGAUAGUCAUAGUCACAAUAGUUCAGGAACUAAUCUUCAUAAUGGUAGUAGUUCUAAUUCUAGUAAGAAUUUGAAUAGUGUUGGAUCACUUGGAUGGGUAUUAGAAAGUAGUAAAACUACAAGGACAAAUUCUGAAUCUUCAUCAUCAUCACCAUUUGAUGACCCAAAAUUCAUGCAAUUAAGAGAAUUAUAUAAGUUGGCUAAAGUAUUAUUUGAUUUCAUUUGCCCCAAGGAAUAUGGUAUUCAAGAUUCUGAAAAAUUAGAUAUUGGGUUACUUACUUCGUUACCAUUAGCGAAACAAAUAUUGAAUGAUAUUAAUGAUAUGAAAAAUAGAGAAUCACCUGCAUGCGUUUCAUAUUUUACAAAGGAAUCACAUAUCUAUACCUUAUUGAAUAUUAUUUAUGAAUCAGGGAUUCCAAUGAGAAUUGCAAGGAAUGCAUUACCUGAACUUGAUUAUUUAUCUCAAAUAAAUUUUGAAUUAUAUGAAAGUACAGAUAGUAAUGGGCAAAGAGCACAUUCUAUAAGGCUGAAAAUGUCACCAGGUUGUCAUACACAAGAUCCAUUAGAUGUUCAAUUAGAUGAUAGACAUUAUAUCAGUUGUAUUCCUAAGAUUUCAUUAACUAAACAUCUUGAUAUGGAUUAUUUCCAACAAAAAUUAAGAAAUAAAUUUACUAGAGUUAGAAUGCCAUCCAAAUUUACACCGGUCAAUAUUACCAGUCCAAAUUUAAGUUUCCGUAAGGAAGAUUUCAUAAAUAAGAAGAAGACAAAGAGUAAGAGUAAGCCUAGAAUGAAAUCUAAGUUUAGUUUAAGUUCAUCAACAGCCAGUAUUGCAUCGUCGUCAUCAAGUGUACCGAAUUCUAACAGAGAAACUCCUGGUCUUGAUAUGGGAUCAUCAUCAUGUUCAGAAUCUGCAGACGGUACCCCAGUACCAUGGUCUAUCGAGAAGGAAAACGAAUAA